CUUCCUGCACAAAUUACGCCGUAGUUCUCGCGAGAUCUGCGUCCUGUCCUUUUUCCGCGGACCCAGCGCCGAGAUGUCUCUCGUGAUCCCAGAGAAGUUCCAGCACAUUCUUCGUGUUCUCAACACGAACAUCGAUGGUAGGAGGAAGAUCGCCUUCGCCAUCACUGCUAUCAAGGGUGUUGGUAGACGAUAUGCCCACGUCGUCCUGAGGAAGGCAGACAUCGACCUCAACAAGAGGGCUGGAGAGCUCACUGAAGAUGAGGUUGAGAGGGUUGUGACAAUUAUGCAGAAUCCUCGCCAGUACAAAAUCCCUGACUGGUUCCUGAACAGGCAGAAGGACAUUAAGGAUGGCAAAUACAGCCAGGUCCUGGCCAACGGUCUGGAUAACAAACUGAGAGAAGACUUGGAGAGGCUGAAGAAGAUCAGGGCCCACCGUGGUCUCAGGCACUUCUGGGGUCUGCGUGUGCGUGGUCAGCACACUAAGACCACUGGCCGUCGUGGACGUACCGUCGGUGUGUCCAAGAAGAAGUGAUCGCCCUCCCUGCUCCCCUGGUAUCAAUAAAAUCACACUGUUCAUAAAAAAAAAGCCCCUCUUUGUCCUUGUUUGUGCUCUUUGGCUCGAAGCCUCUUCAGGGUAUCUACAGGUCUCUUAAAUGUCUGUAGCUGAACUGAAUGGGAUUUAAAAGCCUAAAAAUGUUCUACUAGGUGUGACGCACUGCUAGCUUUACACUGAAAUGCAGAAGUAAACAGUAGCUUUAUCUGGAAAUGCAUGCUCUGUGUGGUUCAGUUCUACGUUAUUGUGUAAGGUUCACUUUGGCGUCAUUUCAAGUGAAGGAAUAA
Messenger RNA from Colossoma macropomum (tambaqui), 840 nucleotides. Its product is annotated as 40S ribosomal protein S18. The transcript has 6 exons. The coding region runs from base 74 to 532 and encodes 152 amino acids. NCBI's taxonomy places the organism in Eukaryota, Metazoa, Chordata, Actinopteri, Characiformes, Serrasalmidae. Gene Ontology annotation, cellular component: cytosol; small ribosomal subunit; ribosome. The record is from RefSeq and is a predicted model, not a curated record. Gene Ontology annotation, molecular function: RNA binding; structural constituent of ribosome. Gene Ontology annotation, biological process: translation.